This is a messenger RNA of Pisolithus orientalis, 2052 nucleotides long. RefSeq lists its product as uncharacterized. Lineage: Eukaryota; Fungi; Basidiomycota; Agaricomycetes; Boletales; Pisolithaceae. The transcript has 15 exons. The coding region runs from base 197 to 1855 and encodes 552 amino acids. The record is from RefSeq and is a predicted model, not a curated record.
GGCAAGCUUCAGGAACCCAUGUACUGGAAGGUUCCAAGUCAGUCACUUAUUGAGCGCCAGGCUUCCACGCGCAAUCGUCCCAGCGUCCAUGUUGGGAAACAUUCUUAUAACUGAGACGUUGUUACUGGGAGGUUAGCAACGUAAACCCAUCUGACCGUCACCGGGCUUCUUCCCGCUUUCAAAAAGACCAAUAUCGAUGGUGCAACCUAUAGAGAUCACAACAUUGGAAGAAUAUGAAGAAGUAAUGACCCGCGAUAGCGUCGUGCUCUGCCUGUAUACCCUAAGAUGUCCAGCAUGUACAGUGAUGGAACCGAUAUAUAACAGUGUCGCGACCUCCCUAAAAUUUCCUUCGUUAUCCUUCGUGAGAAUCCAACUUUACCAACACCCAGCAUUGGAUGAUCCGAUUGUGUUGCUAACUGGUGAUUUAAUAGCGAGGGGUCUAACACAGGAACAAUUUGAUUUUGGCAUCCCUCUGCUUUUGAUCUUGCGGAAAGGACACGUCUUCGUCUUGAAUGAAGGGCCAAUGCUCAAGGAAGAGUUUGAGAGAUGGCUCUUGGAUUAUCUCGAGGCAGGCCAGAUUGCAGGUACUGUGAUGGACAUGUCUGCGGAAGCCCACGGAGCGAGUGUCACGAGAUUGGAGGAAAUCACCCAAAAAUCUCGCCUUGAUGAAGUGAUCCACCAAUUUGAAUACGUGGUGGUGCAUAGUUACUCACCGCGGCUUCCGCACUCCCGAGCCACGUUGGAAGUCGUGCUACGGGCACAUUGUUCAGAGGCGUUCCCAAAUGUGCGAUUUUAUCAGGUGAACUACGAGAGAUAUGAGAACAUCUUCGACACACAAGGAGCCGAAAAGGCACAUGGGAUUCGAGUCUACCGAUCUGGAUAUCUUAUCGCCCAUAACACGGUUGCUAUGCAGUGGCCUCAGUUAAGAGUGUGGUUAUCGAGUCAGAUGCAUUUGUUAAAUUCAACUUUGGUUGCCGAUGGUCCAAUUGGGCCCGAACGAACACGGCGUUAUAGCUUUUCACAUUUGGAAAAGCUCCCACUCGUGCUCGACCCGCUCUCCAAACCGAAUAAGCUCAGAAAGCUUGGAAAAUUAGAUGCUUCCUUCCACUUGCGGCAUCUGCGUCCGGUUGCGUGUUCGGGACUUUAUGCACGUCGGAACAAAGAGAAGUGGCCUCUUCCAGGAACGAAGAAGAAAUUUUUUGAUCCUGAAGAAGAAUGUGUGUGGCUCGCGACAAAGGAUCAAAGCGAAAUCAUUAUAGCUGAGGGAAACAUUGGUGAUUCUGCUCUCUCGAUCUCGGCAGCAGCCACAGUCGGUGAAGGGGCGGAUAAGCUAUCAUUCAAUGUUCGUUUCUUUGCCCCAAAAGGGCGGUGGACAACCGCGCUCAUUAAGUUUUCAUUCUUUGACGAGGAUGGCCAGCCCCUCAAAAUCGGCAGCUUGUUCCCCGACGACCACAACGACCAUCCUAUCCCGGUUGAUAAGGUGAUUCAGUCUUCCAGCGGCGCAAAUUUGGCAGUUGGCGGAGUCCACCCAGUGUCAGCAUCAAUCGGCUUCCAGCGUGCAACGACCGUUACGCACACAUUCACGGAGAUGAUGGGAACACGCAUCCGGGGGCAUGGAGUGUGCAAAAAUGUGCUAGCGGGGCGGAAGGGUUUGGCUGACUAUACUUUGAAAGUAACACUCUCUGAACCGCAAGUCUUCGUCAAAGUGGAGUGCCAUGGAGAGGCAACACUCGCCGGAGGUCACGGUGUUAUCGAUGAUCGCAUACAAAUAGGGACGGCUGAAAAUCUCUGGACGAGAUUCGUGUACUGCAGCAGUAAAGAGUUCCUGCAGGCGACGCCUAAACCGAAGGAAUGAUACCGGUACAGUCUCUGUAGUCACGGUUUUGUUGGUAGUGAUGUAUAUGUGCUCGUUUAAUGUCAAUAUUGUUACCACUUGUUAUCCAGCACUGUGCAUUGCCGCUUCAACUUGAUGCGUGCCGUGCAUCGUCUUCUUGCUGAUCCCCUUAGUGCGCGUCCAGGUUGACGUACUUACAGCGACCCGUGUACUUCAUG